Durotheca rogersii is the source of this 1341-nucleotide messenger RNA. RefSeq lists its product as uncharacterized. The transcript has 2 exons. The coding region runs from base 1 to 1341 and encodes 446 amino acids. The record is from RefSeq and is a predicted model, not a curated record. Gene Ontology annotation, cellular component: nucleus; Smc5-Smc6 complex. NCBI's taxonomy places the organism in Eukaryota, Fungi, Ascomycota, Sordariomycetes, Xylariales, Xylariaceae. Gene Ontology annotation, biological process: DNA repair.
AUGCAGCCGAUACAAUUGUCUUCCGACUCCGAGUCCCCCGACUCCGCGCCCGCUGCUGAUGAUCUUCACAAUCCACUAGUCAUUAGAGACAAGGGUAAACAACUUGAAAGUGCUUCAAAAAGGAAGCGAGCCUCCACCCAUGGCGCUGAGCAGUCUAAUUCCCGACGGCGCACGCGCGAGCCAGGCGUAGAUGUGGAGGACGGAAAGGAGGGCGAUAUGGAUUUCGACCCGGAUCAGUCCAUGGUGGAAAGGCGCAAUCUCCAACGCGGGUAUCGGGAUCUGCUGCGGGAUCUCCAAGAAAACGGUGAUGAAUAUCUCAAGCAGGAUUCUACCGGCUUGCACGAAACGCUACGAAAGGCGAACCUACUGUUAUCCGGCGUGAAGCAAACCACCGAGGCUACUAUCGACUCAAAACUCUUGGUGAAUACUGCUGACGCAUCAUAUCGCAAGACAGUCCGUCUGACCUCGGGGAGUGCUGCUCAAGGUAUUGAUGUUGACGAAUUUGUGUCAAAAUGCAUCACCUACAUGAGACUAGGGGCAGGGAUUACGGAAGACGACGCCCCGGAGCUUACCGCUACACAGCAGCACCGAAGACGGCCGGGCCGCGGUGCCCUCGGCGACGAAGGGGACGACUACGAUGAUGUUGGUGACGAAGGGGACAUGCUCAACUGGGAGCAUCUCGGCCGCUUUGGAUGCCUCCCGAACAUUCGACGUCCGGCUGCACCCGGCUUCCUCCUCGGCCCUCUGUCGGCCGAGGUGAAAAGGCGGAAGAUUAUCAAGCGCAGUGCCCCGUUCCGACCGAACAAUCUAUUAGAAACGAGACCCGAGGUUCUCAAUGCAGAGGACGUCCAGAGGGCGGAGAAGAACGAUCUUACUGCUAUCUGCUCCAAGAUUCUCCAAAGGCUGAAGCAGGUGCAAGACGAAGCCCAGGAUGUGGUAGAGGAGGCCGUCAACCGCGGCGCUAGCGAUGAGGAGGCACAAAGACUGAUGGACCGCCACGGCUUGAGGGACACGGGCGGUAUAGAUCUCUUGAAAUUUGUGGUGAACCCGCGCUCCUUUGGACAGACGGUGGAGAAUAUGUUUUACGUCAGCUUUCUGAUACGAGACGGCCGCAUCAAGAUCGAUUUCGACGAGAAUAAGCUACCAACGCUACAUCCGGCCGACCGUGAGGACGAAACCGGUUCCACCAAACAUCGAGCUCAGAAGCAGCAAGCCGUAUUAUCUAUCGAUAUGAAGACCUGGAGAGACAUCAUCGAUGCAUUCCACAUCACCGAGCCGAUCAUAGAGCAUCGCAUAGAACAAAGUCACCAAGGGCCUGGAUCGCGAGGCUGGUAUAACUAA